Cuscuta campestris is the source of this 2284-nucleotide messenger RNA. Lineage: Eukaryota; Viridiplantae; Streptophyta; Magnoliopsida; Solanales; Convolvulaceae. The record is from the annotation of a GenBank genome assembly.
CUAUCUCUCUCUCGACGACUCGAAUCCCCUCAUCGCCUCCUCCACCACGGGCACGGGGUAGAGCCGCAGGAUAACCCCGCACCCCACUCGCCCCUUUCUUCUCACUCUACUUUCUCUCUCUACCUUCUUUCUAUUACAAUUAUAAUUAUUACACCUAUCUCUCGCCGGAUUCCGAUCGGAGAAUCCAUUUGCACCGAUCAAAUCUGUUCCAAUUUGCCUUUUUUUUAUUGUAUUCUAUACGGACGGUUCUCCUUCUUCGAGGUGGCCUUUUGUUUGUGUUGUGGAAUGUACAUUCGCCAACAGCUUGCCCGCAACUGAUUGUACUUCUUGUAUGUGAACAUGGGAUCUGCUUGUUGUAUAGCUGCAAAGGAUGGAACACCAUCAAACCAAUCAGCAACUGAAAAUUUACACAGGACUGUCAGGUGUUCACCAUCGUGGAGUUUUCGGUGGGAUAAUCGAGGGCGAGUAGUAGGGGAAGAAACUAAACUGAAUUGGUCUUCUGAUGGAGUUAGUGGUAAUGAUAGAUCAGAUUUUAAGUCUAGGACAACUAUAGAAACAGUAUAUGCCUCUGAAGAGGGAAGUCCAUUCGAGAGCUUCCGAUCACAUGCAUGGCAGAAGUCACCAACCUCCGAAAGAAAUGGUGAAAUUUUAUCACAGCCUUCUUCAGAUCCCUUGGUGGCCUCAAACUCCGCAGAGAUAAUAGAACCAGCAAGAUUGCCUGCAGUAACAUAUCCUUCUCCUGCACUAUCGGCUUCAGCUUUAUCAUAUGAUGAAAGUCAGCAGCUCCCUGUGAACCUGACUCCCUCGAGUUCGUUCAUUCUCCCUGGUUGGGGCAACGAAUCAAUUCAGGGCUCUCAUGGUGGAUCAUCAGAUGGUUGGUCUAUUCCUGCCUUUCACGAAUUCCUACCAACUCCCCACAGGGAAAGGUGGUCUUUUGAUAGUGAAGGCUUUAGUUUCCUUUGUGGAAGAACAUCCAGUUCUCCCUCUUUAGAUCUCAGAGCGUGUGGCGUUUGUGCAAAGCUGCUGACAGAUAAAUCGUUUUGGGGCGGUCAGAAAACAACGCCUAAUGGAAUUUCUGUUGUUUCUGUACUGACAUGCGAGCAUGUUUUCCAUGCUGAGUGCUUGGAGAAUAUGACUCUGGAGAUCAACAAGUAUGACCCGGCAUGCCCUGUCUGCACUCUUGGGGAGAAACACGUGUCUAAGAUGUGUGAGAAGGGUUUGAAAGCUGAGAUGAAUUCAAAAGCUAGAAAGAGAUGUAGGAAUCAAGUUGUCGACAGUGAUUUUAAUGGAAACCUUGCAGCAGUGGGAGAUGUCGCGAGGUGUCCAAAGAUCAGCUCUAGUUCCUCCAGUCUGAAGAAGCUUUCUGUGGGAAAGCCAUCUUUGAGACGCCAUUUUUCAUUCAGUGGAUCAAAGGGGACAACAAGAGCAGUGUCUGAGAAUGAUUGUGCUCAGAAAAGGGGCUUUUUCUGGACACGAUCUAGCAAGGAGAAAGCUUUUUCAUGGGCACAACAAUAGUUAAGCAACACCGUGGUAUUCAUGCGGUUCUCUUUUCCCUGGAUUAUACACUAUUACUCAAUCUUGUCAUCAACUCUUUAUUGGAUACAUUCUAGUCAUUGACUAUGAAUUUUGUGUCCAAUUUAGGUGUCAUGCAUAUUUGGUUGGCAUACAAAAAUCUCAAUCCUAAAAUUCGAACAAACUAUGCACAAAACAUUUGAUGACCAAAUUGGGUCUAAAUUACAUUUCUAAAGGACCCAAUGGGUCUACAACCAAUAGAAGUUUGAUGACCAAAUAUGGUACUAGCUUAGCCAGUGAACAAAUUAGGAAUUGACUCUAUUCUUUUUACUUGAAGUGUCAUUUAUCUUCAUUUAUUGCAGUGGGUACUAUUUCUCCAAUGGUUUGUUUGACUUCAUUUUUUAAUCUGCAGACAUGGGAGAUCUUCUGUUGCUGGCCUUGGCGGCAUGGGCCGUUGCAGGGGUUGAAAAGGAGUCGAAAUUGAAAAGACCUUUCUUUGGGGGAGGGGCUGUUUAAAUUAUUUUGCUGUCAGGUUUAGGUAAGGCUCUGCAACUACAAUGUAAAGAAUGGGAACCAUUAGAGGUUGAAGGUUCCAAUCAUUACAAGGAACACAAAUGGAAAAUGGGAAUUCUGAUGCUUAGUCAUAUAUAUCUUCUUUUUUUUGUUACAUUUCAAGUGUGCAUGAAUUAUUGUAAUUUGAUGCCAAAGUGCCAAUUAGCAAAUGCAUGGCGUAUUGGAAUACCCAUUUCUACAUCGCAUCUGCUUUAGUUUU